Molecule: messenger RNA, 3245 nt
Organism: Cadophora gregata
Lineage: Eukaryota; Fungi; Ascomycota; Leotiomycetes; Helotiales; Ploettnerulaceae
Product: exo-1,3-beta-glucanase
Exons: 5
Coding region: 1691-2971 (426 amino acids)
Biological process (GO): glucan catabolic process
Cellular component (GO): extracellular region; cell surface
Molecular function (GO): glucan exo-1,3-beta-glucosidase activity
Source: RefSeq, a predicted model, not a curated record
AUGUACUUAUGGAUACCUGCUUGCCCCAAAUGGCUCGAAACUGGCGCAGUUUCCAUCACUUGUGACCGCUGUUGAAUUUCUAGAUUGCUCGUGAAACUGUUGUCAAAUGCCGGCCCCAAACUGCCCCAUCUCAUCAUCUCUGAACUCAAACCUGCGGCAUUCACUCCGCGAUCCAUCCAAACAGUCAUAUGAUGAUGCCCAUCUCAUCCAUCAUAUCGCGGGGACAGAGCGAAUUAAAGUAUUGUCUAAAAAGUUUUAAGUUGUGCGAUCGUCGCUUUUGACAAGCCUCGGCCUGGGGAUGCUCAGGAUGUAUCCGAGACAUGAGGGAGGACCCUUCCGGGCGUUCGUAGUGCGGAGAUCUCAAGCUUGUGCUUCGGAAACAAGACAGUUCAUCUCAUCCAUUGUUCAAAGCACUAGAAACAAAUUCAUUCCGAACUCUAGAAUGUGGCCUCCAAUAUUAUGAUUACCAGAUCCUGUAGAGAGGCACACUUUGCAUCGGACAAAGGCCCGUGUCGCUAACAGUCAAGGGAUAGGCACAGGUUCUGGCUUCAUAUACCCAAAUGGGCGAUGUACAUCUGAAAGUUGGCAAAGUGGAGCAAAUGGCUUUGUUGGCUGACUUGACUCGGACCGUUUCUCUUAGACUUGACUAUGUUGAAAGCCGACAAAAUGUUGAGAAGGCCCGAGGCUUCUAAUCAGCACUUCAGCUGCUGGCCCUCCAUCUUGACGGAGAAACGCUAAGAAGGGAAAAAUAGCGAUGGCUGAAAUCCCCUUUCCCCGAAAUGUGAAUGAAUCAAAUUCCAACAAGCAACAUGUUUUAUGACGCUGUUCUGUCGAUCCUUUUAUCUGGUGAUGAGUGCGAUAACAUCUCCCGAGUCCAGUAUUGCUAUCGGCAGGGAUCAAGGACAUAGGAUGACAACACAGCACAUGGAUCGAGGGGUCUGGGUUUCUUCCCCUCCUACUAGUAUCAACGCAAAAACUACACACCCCCUUAUGCAGACCAGCGAAUGAAAUGGCCGCAUAACCUACAAAGCAUCACAAACCAAGAACAAGCACCCAAUAACAACAGCGCGGCUGAAAGGGCCCUCGAGGCCCUGCAGGAAACACCGCGGUACCUUGCGAUGAACACAUGUUCCGGUUGUUACAGUAGAGUUGCUGGCUUGCGGUACGCCAACCAGCGAUGCACGCCUCACAGCAAGCCACGCCAGCCACUUGGACCCUGAAAGACGCCGGCGCUGGCACCAAACAAGCAUAGACAUGUCACUACCAUGACCUACGCUGGUGAUCAUCCGGCAAAGCUCCAGGCUAGCCAGCCUCUCACAGUGCUCAGUCCAACCUCCAGAGCGCCAAGCCCAUAUGAUCCUUAUCCCUUAUCCAGGUACGAUCAGCGGCUUCUGCUGCUCUGCACCACCAUUCAGGGUACACGCUCCGGCUCAAUGCCCGAGCUUCAUCUAUGCUUUACGGGGAUAGUCCAGGUUUUACAGCUAAAGUAUAUGCAAGGUAGGUGAUCAGAUCAGGUAGGUUUGCGUUCUUUGGUAAGGAUGGGCCGCUCCUUGGAAUCCUACUUAAGCUUGUGGUUGCCCAGGUACCUAUUCCGCUUUCUUUUCAGCCUCCUUUAGGACUGACUUGCUUUCACUUUGUACUGAAUGCUAUACACAACUACACAUAUCUUCUCAUUAAGAUACCCAUCAUCAUGGUAUUUGUCAAAGCUUUAGCUGUUGCAGCAGCUUGUCUUUCGCUGGUGGAUGCGAAUCCAUUACGACAGCGAGCCCUAGGAUUUGAUUACAACAACAACAAAGUUCGUGGGGUGAAUUUAGGAGGUUGGCUCGUCCUCGAGCCAUGGAUUACACCCUCAAUUUUCGAGGAAUGGGCAAAUGGAGGCGGAGUGGUAGACGAAUACACCUUAUCCGCAACUCUUGGGAAAGAUGAAGCCUCGAGGCGUUUAAACGCACAUUGGUCCAGCUGGGUCACAGAAGAAGACUUCGCAGAAAUCGCUUCCUUCGGCCUGAACCAUGUACGAAUCCCAGUCGGAUAUUGGGCUUUGAACCCACUCCCAGGAGAUCCAUACGUCCAAGGGCAGUUGCCAUAUCUUGAUCAAGCAAUUGUAUGGGCUAGAAAUCAUGGGCUGAAAGUCAUGCUUGAUUUGCAUGGAGCACCUGGGUCUCAGAAUGGUUUCGACAACAGCGGAAGGAGGGGAGAUAUCCAAUGGCAAUCAGGAGACAAUGUUCCACAGACUGUCCAAGCGAUCCGUAACCUCGCGGAACGAUAUGCCAGCCAAUCUGAUGUCGUUACGGCCAUUCAACUUCUUAACGAGCCAGCAAACUGGGGGAAUGACAUGGGACAGAUCAAGAAAUACUGGUACGAUGGCUGGGGAACUGUGAGAGAAUUAAACCAGGAUACGGCCGUUGUAAUCCACGACUCUUUCCUCGAUCCGCAAUCAUACUGGAAUGGAUUCAUGAACGCCGAGAGCGGCGUUAACAAUGUUAUUCUUGAUACGCAUAUCUACCAAAUCUUUACGGACGAACUCAUCAGUCUCAAACCCUGCGACCACGUACAAAACGCCUGCUCUAAUAUCCCCAAGCUAUCCGGCACCGAUAAAUGGACAGUCGUUGGAGAAUGGACCGGUGCGCAAACUGACUGCGCGAAAUGGCUCAACGGCCUCGGUCGCGGUGCACGCUACGAUGGUACAUUCGAAGAAGGUAAGGGCUAUUAUGGCGACUGUCAGACCAAGUACCAAGGCACUGUUGAUGGUUUAUUGGAAGUCGACAAGAUCAAUCUUGAAUACUACAUUGAGGCACAACUGGAUGCCUAUGAGAGCCAUUCUGGCUGGAUCUUCUGGGCUUGGAAGACCGAGAGUGCGCCUGAGUGGAACUUCAGGGAUCUGACCCGCGCAGGCAUCAUUCCACAACCCUUGACUGCAAGGAAACACCCAGGUCAAUGUCAGACGUCGCAGUGUAUGAUUCCAGGGAACUAGAUCACUCCACCCGGAGAAGGAUUUGGGAUGAGAGGGGGGUGUGCAUAUGUACAGUACUCACUUCCGAGAUUGGACGUGGAGGAUGUGACGAGAGACAGGAUUUACGAUUUUACGACAUACCGAUACCCUUUCAUUCGCUCAGGGCGUUCAUUCGCUGCCUGUAUUACUGGGUUGGAUUACUUCCGGGUCGAUUUUAGAUGAUAUUUGAAAUACUUGAGAAAAGCAGGAUACUUAGUGUAGUAUUAUAUAGCGACCAGGCUUGUAAAUGAAAACA